Molecule: messenger RNA, 567 nt
Organism: Cooperia oncophora
Lineage: Eukaryota; Metazoa; Nematoda; Chromadorea; Rhabditida; Trichostrongylidae
Source: the annotation of a GenBank genome assembly
AUGGCCGAUGGGAAAUUCCCGGAGUUGACCGACAUAUUGGUGGCAGAUGUCAUCAUUCAUAUUCGUGAUCUGUCGAACCCGGACUGGCCCGCGCAAAGCGAAGACGUGGAAUUGACCUUAGGACAGAUUGGUCUGCCUCCGGAUCGCUUAAACGAUGUCCAUUGUGGUGGAGCAAUAACGAUUGACUUAGAUGGGGCACCGUUAACAUCUUCUUCAGGUGCAAUGAGGAUCUCGUGUAAAACUUCUGAAGGGAUAGAAAAUCUCAUUGAGAAGGUAGACGAACCUGUUUUGUCACUCGAGUUGAAGUGCAACAUGACAGGAGUCACAGAUUUCACACCGAGUGACCCUGAAAAUCAUCGGUGGUUCUUAAAGGUGCGUUCAAUCCAGAAAAAUUCCCCUAACCCAUUACGAAAAGCGUACUGCAACAUGUGCACCAGGAAGAAGAACUAUUUUGUUCGAUUUUCACAGCUUUUUGUGAAAUUACAUGGUAAUACAGGAUUGGUCACGCCGGCGCGUGCUCCCCAACUCUCACCUUCCUCCUUCCCCUUAGCACAGACGCCCGCUUAG